This is a messenger RNA of Geodia barretti, 279 nucleotides long. The record is from the annotation of a GenBank genome assembly. NCBI's taxonomy places the organism in Eukaryota, Metazoa, Porifera, Demospongiae, Tetractinellida, Geodiidae.
AUGAGCAUAUCGGUGAGGAUCCCAACACCCUUGCGGCGCGUGACUGACGGCGCGGACAAGGUGGAUGCGGACGGCGCGACUCUGGAAGAGCUUAUCGGCUCGCUGGAGAGCCAGUAUCCCGGAAUCAAGGCGCGGCUGUGCGACGAAGAGGGUGCGCUUCGCAACUUCGUGAAUGUGUACGUGAACGGCGAGGAUGUGCGCUUCCUCGACGGCCUCGGCACCGCCACGAAGACCGGCGAUGAGGUUAGCAUCGUGCCGGCGGUCGCAGGCGGGAACUAG